GUUUUAUUUUAUUGAGGGAGAAACAGAGACAGGUUAACUGGUUUGUCUACUGCUGCAGAAGCGAUAUCAAGUAACCAAGGCUAUAUAUCUGCUUCUUCUUCAAUUACUACUAAACUUCUUUAUUAAGAAACAUGUAUAUAGACACAUCCUAUGAGACAUGCUAGCUUGCCUUUCUUGGAAUGAAGGGAAAUAGAAAGUCAAUUAAAAUAUGAAAGUUUAUUUUCCUGGUGGAUUCACUAACAGAUUGAAAGAUACAGACAAGGUUAAAAAUAGAGUCCAUGUUAACGUGGGACAUAUAUGUGAUCUAUGUCCAAUGAGAGCACCUGGGGUAGGUAUUUUUUAACUAGAUAGUAGUUAUCUUCUAAACAGCUCUGCAAGUCUGUUUUAUUGGUUUCUCAAAAGUCACCUUCGUUACCCAGUUCUAAGCAGCAGUUCAAGUGCUUGGUUAUCUCCUCUGUAUCAGAAAUUAUAAGCGUACCUUUAACGGCCGUUUUAACAUAAGCCUUCAAGGCUUUCUAUCCUUUAAUUACCAGCUGAAGGAAGGACAAUCAAAUCAGAUGUUUUCUCACUUCUCCUUCUUAACCCAUACGUAAUCCUUUUUACUCCCUCUUUGCUCUUAGAGGGCUGUCCAUUCUGCUAUCUAUGCUGAGAAUAUUAGCGGUCCUCUUGUGAUUAAGACAGUGAUGCAACGAGAGUUAUUAAAAGGUAGUUAGUGAAGUAGAACAAGCAAGCUGUUCUAAACCUAGUAUAACCUGAAGCAAGCAAUGAAGUACCCUCUGGUUCCUUUGGUGAAUGAGCUGACCUUUCCUCUUCUUUUCUUCUGGUUUUGUUUGCCAUUUGUACUGCUAUUGAUCGUAAUGAUUAUCUGGCUACAGCUUUUACUUAAUGAAGAACAGAUACCCCCCGCAGUAGAAACAAAGAAACAAUCUUCUGAUGAGUCUGAUUCCAAAUUUGAAGAUGAACCUGCAGAGGAUGAAAACCAGAAUGACACAUCCUGUACAGAAUUUCAAGAGGAUGCAUGUUCAGUUUCAGACAGCUGGUCUCAGAAUCAGAAGAUAAGAUCCUCUCACAAUGAGAAGAGUGCUCUUUGUAACAUCAUGAUGCUGUUGUGCAGCAUGCUUUCUUCUCUUACCUGGAAUUUUCUCAGCCACUUGCUCCAGAUCUCUAAUGUCCUGAGGAUUCAACUGCUGCCAUCCUCUCUGAUUAUCCCUAUCGCUCAGCUUUUUGAUUUGCUGGGUGACAAUGCUGUGAAAAUCCUGGGCUCCUUGAAGCUUGAAAGCAAAGGGCUGUUAACUUCAGUCUUGGGGAUGAGAUGCAAGAAAACUGGAACGGUGAUGAAGCUCAGAGAACCACCUCAGGGUGGAAAUGAAAAAGGUAGUCCUGUGACCAUUGGCAGGAAUCCUUUUCAGCAUCAGUGAAAGCUACUACAGAAUGGCAGAGGCAGGUUAUUAUUAUCUUUUUAAUUAAAAAAAAAAAAUGGUAGUCAAUAUUAAGUUGAUGCAUGUUCAGGUCACAAAAGCUACUUUCCAAGUGAACAGUAUUGGCUGGCUGUAUAUUAAAUGGACCAUAGCCAGUAGCAUCUUGUCUGGUGCUUGAAUGUGUAUUCUGCUACACUCCCACUUCAGAGAAGGAUGAGUCUCUUUUAUAAUGACCAAACUCCCCUCUGGCACUAUUGAUACUUUCUGUUCACCACCAUUAACUGAUUUCAAGCCAGUAAGAACAAGGUCAUAACUCUCAGCAGCAGUUCUUACUGGAGCUUAAAUGCAAUACAGUCCAGUGAAUAUUUUACUUGUACUGCAAUCAGCACUUUUCUGAUCUCCAACUUGGGUGUUCUCAGAGUAGAAAACACCUUCUUAAAUGCUCAAUUCUAACACAUGAAGCAAGUCUACCUCCACUUAAGCAAUAAUUAAGCCCUUAGUGGAUGCAGAGCAUGCAUUUCCUUUGCUUCUAUCCAGAGUAUACCCUUUCAGUGCAUCUGACAAGCAGAUUUAAGGUUAGAUUGGUAGUCAGUGAAACAGCUCGGUUCUACCAGUUGGUGGGGCCACAAGUAAAUGGGCAGGAGUGGGAUAAGGUAUGGUUUUGUUCCCUGAAGGUUUAUCCAGCCAUGUCUAUAAAGAGAACAGCUAUUUGCUCCGUGUGUUGAGGCACACAUUCAACAGACUCUUUUCAAAAGAAGAGUUAAAAAUAGGGAGUCAUACCCCAAAAAAACACAUUGCCCCUUGAGAAAACAUUUGUCUCUACUCCUGAUGUAAACACGUCCCUCCACAGUCUUGCAUGGGAAGGCUGUUUUACUAACCCAUCCUAACUAUGGAGCAUGCCUUAUGUUUGCUUGUCUUUCCCUCUCCGUCCCCUGAGGUCCACGCACCAAGUAUUUACCCGCUGCAACGUACUUUUAAAUAAAAGCUGUUUGCUCACUA
Molecule: messenger RNA, 2417 nt
Organism: Cygnus olor (mute swan)
Lineage: Eukaryota; Metazoa; Chordata; Aves; Anseriformes; Anatidae
Gene: ADIG
Product: adipogenin
Exons: 4
Coding region: 765-1418 (217 amino acids)
Biological process (GO): fat cell differentiation
Source: RefSeq, a predicted model, not a curated record